GUUAUUCACAGCUUUCGCUCAGUGCAUGAUAGCAUAAGGGAGCAAUGACUACAUUCAGGAUUUUAGCAACUUUGUUGUUGGCGGUGACAGUGGCUUUCUUUCUGGCGGAAGGAGAGUGUACCGUCAAUCAAUGUAUGUGCAGUGGGAGGGAUGGGCGAGAUGGACGCGAUGGUAGAGACGGACGAGAUGGCAAUGUCAUUUGUACACAGCGACCGGACCGUCCCUCGAUUCAUUUGGAUGGAGCACAGGAAAAACACGCCGUAAUCAAAGCCGAUACGAAUAUGGAUUCCUGGAACACUACAGCGCCGGCUGGAUAUGUAACGGGUGGCAUGAAGUAUGCUAAUGGCUACAUAACAGUACCCGUUAAUGGGGUGUACUUUGUGUACUGCCAAGUGUAUCAUAACUUGGGAAAUAACGCAGGAAGACACAGGAUAUUUAUCAACAACCGUCCAGUAGCACUGGCGGGUAAACAUCCAGGUCUCCCCACACAGGGUUCUUACUACGUUGGUCUGACGCAGAAACUAAACAAAGGCGACAAAAUAAGUUGCAGGCUUACGUAUGAUAGCCGACUCUACCUUGGUAGUCAGCACACAUUUUUGGGAGCUUUUAUGCAUUAGUAUAAAGGUAGACUGAUCCUUCCCUGACAACAUAAGAGCCUUAGGGACUGUUAAUCAAUGUAGUAAAUAAAAUGUUUUGACUAUA
Messenger RNA from Actinia tenebrosa (Australian red waratah sea anemone), 702 nucleotides. RefSeq lists its product as uncharacterized. Gene Ontology annotation, cellular component: membrane. NCBI's taxonomy places the organism in Eukaryota, Metazoa, Cnidaria, Anthozoa, Actiniaria, Actiniidae. Gene Ontology annotation, biological process: immune response. Gene Ontology annotation, molecular function: tumor necrosis factor receptor binding. The record is from RefSeq and is a predicted model, not a curated record.